Sphaeramia orbicularis (orbiculate cardinalfish) is the source of this 5218-nucleotide messenger RNA. Its product is annotated as glutamate receptor 4-like. NCBI's taxonomy places the organism in Eukaryota, Metazoa, Chordata, Actinopteri, Kurtiformes, Apogonidae. Gene Ontology annotation, cellular component: membrane. Gene Ontology annotation, molecular function: ligand-gated monoatomic ion channel activity; signaling receptor activity. The record is from RefSeq and is a predicted model, not a curated record. The transcript is spliced from 24 exons. Bases 1 to 3555 code for a protein of 1184 amino acids. Gene Ontology annotation, biological process: monoatomic ion transport.
AUGGUUUUGGUAAAUGUUUGGGUCUUCUUGGGCGGUCUGUUUAUCAGAAACACCGAUCAGGAGUACACUGCCUUUCGCUUGGCGAUCUUCCUGCACAACACCAGCCCCAACGCCUCAGAAGCACCGUUCAACCUGGUGCCUCAUGUGGACAACAUCGAGACCGCCAACAGCUUUGCCGUCACCAACGCCUUUUGCUCCCAGUACUCCCGCGGUGUCUUCGCCAUCUUCGGCCUCUAUGACAAGCGCUCCGUGCACACGCUGACGUCCUUCUGCAGCGCCCUGCACAUCUCCCUCAUCACGCCCAGCUUCCCCACCGAGGGCGAGAGCCAGUUCACCCUGCAGCUCCGGCCGUCCAUCCGGGGGGCGCUGCUGUCGCUGCUGGACCACUACGACUGGAACAAGUUCGUUUUCUUGUACGACACAGAUCGGGGAUAUGCCAUCCUUCAGGCCAUCAUGGAGAAGGCGGGACAAAACAACUGGCAGGUCAGCGCCAUCUGUGUAGAGAACUUCAAUGACGCCAAUUACCGGCGACUGCUGGAGGAUCUGGACCGACGACAAGAGAAGAAGUUUGUCAUUGACCUGGAGGCGGAGAGGCUGCAGAACAUGCUGGAACAGAUUGUCAGUGUGGGGAAACAUGUCAAAGGCUACCAUUACAUCAUGGCCAACCUGGGUUUUAAAGACAUCAACUUGGAGCGCUUCAUGCAUGGAGGAGCCAAUGUGACGGGCUUCCAGCUGGUCGACUUCAGUAACCCCAUGGUCAUCAAACUGAUGCAGCGCUGGAACAAGCUGGAUCAGAGGGAGUACCCCGGCUCAGAUGCUCCACCCAAGUUUGUCCCCUGGAGCCUAAAACAGACAGAGCAGCAGGGAGGCCCUCAGUAUACCUCAGCGCUAACGUACGACGGUGUGAUGGUGAUGGCCGAGGCCUUCAGGAACCUGCGUCGGCAGAAGGUGGACAUUUCCCGAAGGGGGAACGCCGGCGACUGCCUCGCCAACCCCGCUGCCCCGUGGAACCAGGGCAUCGACAUGGAGAGAACCCUCAAACAGGUCCGGCUGGUCAACUACACUAUGGACGUGUUUGAACUGAAGAUUUGCUCCCAGUACUCCCGCGGUGUCUUCGCCAUCUUCGGCCUCUAUGACAAGCGCUCCGUGCACACGCUGACGUCCUUCUGCAGCGCCCUGCACAUCUCCCUCAUCACGCCCAGCUUCCCCACCGAGGGCGAGAGCCAGUUCACCCUGCAGCUCCGGCCGUCCAUCCGGGGGGCGCUGCUGUCGCUGCUGGACCACUACGACUGGAACAAGUUCGUUUUCUUGUACGACACAGAUCGGGGAUAUGCCAUCCUUCAGGCCAUCAUGGAGAAGGCGGGACAAAACAACUGGCAGGUCAGCGCCAUCUGUGUAGAGAACUUCAAUGACGCCAAUUACCGGCGACUGCUGGAGGAUCUGGACCGACGACAAGAGAAGAAGUUUGUCAUUGACCUGGAGGCGGAGAGGCUGCAGAACAUGCUGGAACAGAUUGUCAGUGUGGGGAAACAUGUCAAAGGCUACCAUUACAUCAUGGCCAACCUGGGUUUUAAAGACAUCAACUUGGAGCGCUUCAUGCAUGGAGGAGCCAAUGUGACGGGCUUCCAGCUGGUCGACUUCAGUAACCCCAUGGUCAUCAAACUGAUGCAGCGCUGGAACAAGCUGGAUCAGAGGGAGUACCCCGGCUCAGAUGCUCCACCCAAGUAUACCUCAGCGCUAACGUACGACGGUGUGAUGGUGAUGGCCGAGGCCUUCAGGAACCUGCGUCGGCAGAAGGUGGACAUUUCCCGAAGGGGGAACGCCGGCGACUGCCUCGCCAACCCCGCUGCCCCGUGGAACCAGGGCAUCGACAUGGAGAGAACCCUCAAACAGGUCCGGCUGCAGGGAUUAACAGGUAAUGUCCAGUUUGACCACUAUGGCCGCAGGGUCAACUACACUAUGGACGUGUUUGAACUGAAGAGUAAUGGACCAAGACGGAUCGGCUACUGGAACGACGCAGACAAACUGGUUCUGAUCCAGGACUCUCCGCUCCUUCCAAACGACACUUCAGGCAUGGAGAACCGCACAGUGGUGGUUACAACCAUCAUGGAGGGUCCGUAUGUGAUGCUUAAGAAGAACUGGGAGAUGUACGAGGGAAACGACCAGUACGAGGGAUACUGCGUGGACCUUGCUUCGGAAAUCGCCAAACACAUCGGUAUUAAGUACAAGAUCUCCAUCGUCCCCGAUGGAAAGUACGGCGCCAGGGACCCAGAGACGAAGAUCUGGAACGGCAUGGUCGGGGAGCUGGUGUACGGGAAAGCGGAAAUUGCUGUGGCCCCUUUGACUAUCACGUUGGUCCGGGAGGAAGUGAUCGAUUUCUCUAAGCCCUUCAUGUCACUGGGCAUUUCUAUCAUGAUCAAGAAGCCCCAAAAAUCCAAACCAGGGGUGUUCUCCUUCCUGGACCCACUGGCCUAUGAGAUCUGGAUGUGCAUCGUGUUUGCCUAUAUCGGCGUGAGCGUGGUGCUCUUCCUGGUCAGCCGCUUCAGCCCGUAUGAAUGGCACACCGAGGAGCCCGAAGAGGGCACCGACGGUCCGCCAAGCGACCAGCCCCCCAAUGAGUUUGGUAUCUUCAACUCCCUCUGGUUCUCCCUGGGCGCCUUCAUGCAGCAGGGCUGUGACAUCUCCCCCAGAUCAUUAUCAGGCCGGAUCGUAGGAGGAGUGUGGUGGUUCUUCACUCUCAUCAUUAUCUCGUCCUACACGGCCAACCUGGCUGCCUUCCUCACUGUGGAGAGGAUGGUUUCCCCCAUCGAGAGCGCCGAAGACCUGGCCAAGCAGACGGACAUCGCCUACGGAACGCUGGACUCAGGAUCCACCAAAGAGUUCUUCAGGCGGUCAAAGAUCGCAGUCUACGAGAAGAUGUGGGGAUACAUGAAGUCAGCCGAGCCGACGGUCUUCACCAAAACCACAGCCGAGGGGGUGGCGCGGGUCCGGAAGUCCAAAGGGAAAUACGCCUUCCUCCUGGAGUCCACUAUGAACGAGUACACAGAGCAGCGCAAGCCCUGCGACACAAUGAAAGUGGGAGGAAACUUGGACUCCAAAGGCUACGGAGUAGCCACACCCAAGGGUUCACAGUUAAGAAGUGCUGUUAACCUGGCAGUGUUAAAACUCAAUGAGCAAGGCCUGUUGGACAAAUUGAAAAACAAGUGGUGGUACGACAAAGGAGAGUGUGGCAGCGGAGGCGGUGGCGAGAAGGACAAGUCCUCCCAGGCCCUCAGCCUGAGCAACGUGGCGGGGGUCUUCUACAUCCUGGUGGGGGGCCUCGGUCUGGCCAUGCUGGUGGCCCUCAUCGAAUUCUGCUACAAGUCACGCAACGAGGCAAAGAGAAUGAAGCUCACAUUUACUGAAGCCAUGAGGAACAAGGCUCGUCUUUCCAUUACGGGCAGCGUUGGCGAGAACGGACGGGUGCUGACGCCCGACUGUCCCAAGGCCGUCCACACCGGGCCUCCCCUCCGUCAGAGCUCCGGCCUCGCCUUGGUAUCCUCCGAGCUCCCGUGAAAACCAAAAACUUCUCAAGUGCCUUAAUUCAAUAAGAGACAAAAGUAAGAAUCACACGGCCCAAAAAAAACCACUAGAAACUAAGCGCAAAGAAACAGGAUUCACCUAAAACCCAAACGGGUCACCACCGGAGGGCCGGACGAGAAGGAUCGACGCUUGAUGACUCUUUUUCGUAAUUUGCGGAAAACAGAAGCAAAACAAUCUUUUCUUUAAUGGCGACUGCGCAGUGAUGGAGAAGAACAGAAGGAAGAAAAUGAAUAAUAUCAUGGUAUAUGAUAAAGCUGAAGACCAGAAAACUGUAAACUUGAAACUCUAAACUGUGCUGUUUUUUUUUUUGUUUUUGGGGGGGUCCCUUUUUUUAUUGGUUUUGAUUGCUAUGAAUUGGCAAAACUGAAACUACAGUCAAGAUUGUUUUGACCAGUAUUUGCCACACAGACCUGAGUUCAAGAGACAAUAAUCUAUCUGGAUAUCAACAUGUGACGUUGGGGGUGGGGGGAGGGGGGGCUGUGCCCCAGUGCCAUUACAAUAUGAUGAAAAUAUUUGUAUUAAUAAUACUGAAAAAUAAAUAAUCUAUUGAUACUGAAUAUAUGAGAAACAUAGGAAACUGUGAACAUAAGUAAAUAUGUAUAUUCCAUUCAAAAAAAAAACAUAAAAAAAGCGCCCCUGGAGAACCUAGCUGUACAUAGGGACGACUGUGCUUGCUUUUUAAACAGAUGUACAUAGCAGAUACUGUAGUGGACCGACAGUUCUUUUUGUAAUCAUCUUUCAAGAUUUUAUUCAUCGCAAUAAUGAAAAAGAUGACGAGACACGUGAAAGGCAGCGUUAUUAACCGUUUGGUGUUGACUACUUCUUAAACUGUAUAAUACAGGAACACUGAAGCUCCAAAUGUGAAGGGGUAUCGACUGCCCUAAUACUCUGAUACCUGUUAAAGUACAAAAUUCAUUCAUAUAUUCAACAAUGAAUGUUGACACUCGCACCACCCCCACCCCUCACUGUGCAGACGUAGACCCAGAGAAAUGCUCCCGAGUAGAGCUUUAUAAUAUAAAAUCAACUUUCUGCAUUCAGAGUAGAACUAUUUUUUUCAUUCCUUGAUCUAUUUUUUGUACUGAACUCAAAAGACGCUGUUUGUCUCCUGGUUUUAAAUGUCGGCAGUCGAGUACUAUCUGGGUAGAACUUUUAGACCGUUACGUGUGUGGAGAUGAAACUGAACAAAUGGCGUUUUCUCUCAUUCUGUGUUAUUCAAGUGUCUCUGCUGUGUCCGAUAAGAGCCCAGAUGAAGCCAGGUCUGUUUGUCUGUGGGAGCCCUUCCUUUUUCAAACACUGUGGAUCGUCCACACAGAGGCCGGACAUGGACACACCCCUGUAGCAGAAACGUCCCCACCCCGGUCUCUUGGACUGAAGUGUCCUCAUCUCAACUGGAAAUGGACGGACAAUCGUCAGCCGCCGCAGGACGCCGCCGCAUCAGCAGCAGAAGCAGCCAAAGGCGGUGGCGGUUUCCCCUUUGUACAGGAAGUCUGGAGAGAAACCAGCUGACAUACUUCAGGUCAUGCCAUCUGUCUUUAGAAAUCAACUGUAAUAUGGCGUCUUCUUUUGGUUUCAAAUGUACAUCUUUAUUUUGGUCUUUUUGUUUUGUUUUUUUAGUAAAAUGAAUUUUAAACUGCAA